AUGGCACCUCAACUGGAAAAGGCGCUCCAGCUCAUUGACGAGGCUCAUGCUCAGGAUCCGAAGAAGGUCACAAUCGAUGGAGAGGAAGUGCCGUACGAGCUUCACUAUGCUCGCCAGAUGACCUGGUACCUCGAGAGACGCGCGCCAGAUGCCUCAGACCCUCUCAGACUCGCCAUCCGCGCACAGCACUUCCGUCGCUGGGAAGUCCCUCGCGACUCGUAUCCUAUGACGCGCAUCGGCUACCACAGCUGGAGAACGUUCCUUAAAAAGAGACAGGCUCAGCUGGUUGCUCCCAUCAUGGAAGAGUGCGGCUUCAGUGCCGAGGACAUACAAAAGACCAAGGCCAUGAUCGAGAAGCAAGGCUUGCGCGAGGGCGAUCCGGACACACAGGCCCUCGAAGACAUUGCCUGCCUCGUCUUCCUUGACGAUCAAUUCGAGGCUUUCGAGAAGACUCUUGACGAGGACAAGAUCAUUAAGAUUCUGCAAAAGACGUGGGUCAAGAUGAGCCCCGAGGGUCACAAGAUGGCUCUCGAGCUGCACAUGUCGCAAAGAUGUCAAGAGUUGGUCGGAAAAGCCUUGAGUGCUUGA
Messenger RNA from Aureobasidium melanogenum CBS 110374, 588 nucleotides. RefSeq lists its product as uncharacterized. Bases 1 to 588 code for a protein of 195 amino acids. Lineage: Eukaryota; Fungi; Ascomycota; Dothideomycetes; Dothideales; Saccotheciaceae. The transcript has a single exon. The record is from RefSeq and is a predicted model, not a curated record.